Biomphalaria glabrata is the source of this 2075-nucleotide messenger RNA. Its product is annotated as matrilin-2-like. Bases 411 to 2003 code for a protein of 530 amino acids. Gene Ontology annotation, molecular function: calcium ion binding. The transcript is spliced from 2 exons. The record is from RefSeq and is a predicted model, not a curated record. NCBI's taxonomy places the organism in Eukaryota, Metazoa, Mollusca, Gastropoda, Planorbidae.
CGUCCGUCCCGUUUAGAUCUCGUAAAAUAGAAAAGAUAUUUUAAAAAUCCGACAUCAUGAUACCAUUCACCAUUCAAAGUUCUGAUGCAACUGCUAAUGCCAAACAACUUGAGGAUGGUUGUGAGAGGUAGUAAAUAAUGAAGAAGAUGCUCCCUGGUAGGUGUUGCGAUGAAAAGACUCAUUAAACCAUUAUUCUGGGCAGUGACAAUCAGCUUUUGUUCAGAUCAGUGAUCUUAAGCUUUUGUCUAGGAGUCUGACAUCAUAGCAGUUAAUAACUCUUCAUUGCAUCGCUCAGGACCAGUUUGCAUGUAACCGAGCUUAAAGGCUCAUCGCACUUAAUAGGUUUAAAUUGUCUCAGGAAGGCGUUACACUUUUCUUUUUUAAAGCAGUCUGAACUAUUUGACAGCAAUAUGAAUUCCAUCUUCUGGAUAACACUACUUCUGCUGCUGUGUAGUCAUAAUGUGUGUGUUAACACAGCAUCACACACUUUCACAGCCCUGAAUAUCAGCGGCAAUGUCUAUUGUCUUUCUGAAGACAGCAACUUCACCUACUUUGAGGCUAGAGACUAUUGUCCAAAGAUUGGAGGCGAGAUAGUCUUUUUUAAAACCAAUCUCGAAUAUUUUAACCUCUUCAAAGUACUGGACGAGAACUCGAAUUUUCCAAAGCAAAUUUGGAUUCAUUUUUGGAGGUAUUUUAACUAUCUUAGUAAUCAGAUGGUAUUCUCUUGGAGUGAUGAACUAUUUGGAAUUGGCGUAUGGUUACCCGAUGAGCCUAGCGACCAAUGCAUUGGUUUUACUAAACAGUGCUGCGCAAGGAUUAAAUUAUCAAACACGAGAGGGUUGGCAGACUACGAGUGUACAGGCAAGUUUGCAGCUCUGUGUAGAAGUCUUGAGCAGUGCACGUUCAGCUCAACAGAAUGCUCCUUGGCUUGUCAGGAGCCAGUUCAAGACAUAAAGUGCUUGUCAGGUUUCAUCCUUGAUUCGUCAAGCGGAAGUUGUUUGGAUGAAGACGAAUGCGCAAUGAACACUAGCAGAUGUCAACAGAAAUGUGUGAACACUCAAGGGUCGUACUCGUGUGACUGUGAUCGCGGAUAUACUCUGAGUACGGAUAAUGUCACCUGUAGAGACAUCGACGAAUGCCUUCUUAGAGUUCCUCCAUGUCAGCAAAUAUGCCGAAACACGAACGGAUCUUUCCAUUGCGAGUGCUAUGACGGGUACACUUUCAGGAUGAACAAUGGAACUUGUGUGGACGUGGAUGAGUGUGGAGAGGGGACGCACCAAUGUGAACAACUGUGUAACAAUACUGUAGGCUCUUACGUCUGUGACUGCAUGGAAGGAUUUCUCUUGUCCUCAGAUGGACAUAGAUGCACAAAGAUAGAUCCAUGUCUACCUUUUCAAUGCCAGCAGAUUUGUGUUGGGUUAAAUCAAAGUGUCAACUGUCAAGAGUUCUGCAAAUCUUAUCCACAGCUCUGCGACCAAGACUGCGUUAGCAACAAUGAUUCUUAUUUAUGUACUUGCAGAUCUGGUUAUGAGCUCGACAGUACGGACAACAAGACUUGCCACGACAUAGACGAAUGCAGUCUAAACUCUAGCCUAUGUGAGGUUUUCUGCAUCAAUACCCCAGGCUCAUACUUUUGCUCUUGCCCACAAGGAUAUCGCCUUGCAGGAAACAGCUACUCUUGUGAAAAGUCUACACUGGUGAAUUACUGCCCUUGUUCAUGUCUGCCCUCUAGCAGAAAGAGCAAAUUGAGCUACGAACAGCUGACUGUUUAUCUGCAGACCUUAUCAAAGAGCCUUCAAGUUGCAAGAGACAAUCUAUUGUCCCAUCGCUUACAGUUGACAAGCCAGAAGGAUGACAGGCCAACCAGCAAUACCAUCGGCUACUCUGGUAUCAUCAUGAUGUCCUUUGUAUUUGGCAUAGUCAUCCUUCCUGACCUCAUUGCGCUGACUAGUCUGGUCAUUCCAAAAUUAAGAACAAUUCUAAAAAUAUUCUUUUCCGAAUAAAAUUGUGUCUAAGACUUUCUUUUUGUUUGCGAAUGCUUUUAUAUAUUUACUAGCUUUAAUUUUACCUGGUUU